UCGAUUACCUAUUGCAGCUCACUUGGACCUGCGAAGAUGGCUGACCAGAAUGCAAAACAAGCAAAUCAAAAAACUGUCAAAAUCGCAGCGGGUGCAGUUGUAUGCGUGGAGAGCGAAAUCAGAGGAGAUGUGACCAUAGGACCAAGAACAGUCGUUCAUCCCAAAGCCCGUAUCAUUGCGGAAGCCGGCCCUAUUAUCAUCGGAGAAGGCAAUCUCAUAGAGGAACAGGCCCUUAUCAUUAACAGCUAUCCAGAAAACAUCAUGCCAGACACAGAGGGAGUGGAGCCCAAAACCAUGACGAUAGGAGUCAAUAAUGUUUUUGAAGUUGGCUGUGUAUCACAGGCUUUAAAAAUCGGGGACAACAAUGUCAUUGAAUCCAAAGCUGACGUCGGGAAGAACGUGAUCCUGACGAGCGGCUGUAUCGUCGGGGCGUGUUGUCAGGUGAACACGUGCGAGGUGAUUCCGGAAAACACCGUGAUCUACGGCUCCGACUGCAUGAGACGCGUUCAGACCGAAAGGCCGCAGCCUCAGACCCUUCAGCUGGACUUUCUGAUGAAGAUUUUACCAAAUUACCAUCACCUGAAGAAGACGGUCAAAGGCAACUCCACUCCAGCCAGGAGUUAAAUACCGAUACGGACCAAGCCAUGAGCCCCACACCGAACAGGUUCCUGAGGUCAGGCCCUGGAGGUCCUCAGUCCUGCUGGGUUUCCUAGUAACACCACACUCUGAUUGGUCUCUGAUGGGUCAGAGUGUAAAUGUAAAAAGCAGACUUCAGUAAAGGGGGGUAAGGGCAGCAUCCAGCAGGACUCUGGACUCCCAGGCCUGGUUUUCAGGACCUCUCUCAUUCGAGCUUUUGUGAGUGGACUUCAUAGAGACUGUAAACACUAGAGAGGGUCUGGUUGUGGUCCUCAGGGACCAGGUACAACUGCUUUUCCCACCUACGGGACCACUGAGCUGCAGGUUUAGUUCUGUUAACUGUCAGUGCUUAGAGGCCCUUUAGGACCAGAGCUGUGAAUCCCUUACAGAAACGAGACAGCUUCAUAUCAGCGUUUCAAAUAAUAGCACAAAAUUCUAAUUAAUUCCAUUUCCCCCGGUAUCACGUGGCUGUGAUUACUGAUUCUGCUUUGUUUUCUUUGUUGCUGUUGUUGUUAUUUUGUUUAAUUUUUUUUGUUUGUUUGUUUGUUUUACUGUUUCUGUUUUGUGACACAUUUAUGACACAUGCUUUGAGUUUGAAAUCUGUAUUUAUGAAAUCUGGUAUA
Messenger RNA from Chanos chanos (milkfish), 1259 nucleotides. RefSeq names its product dynactin subunit 6 (gene dctn6). The transcript has 7 exons. The coding region runs from base 37 to 624 and encodes 195 amino acids. NCBI's taxonomy places the organism in Eukaryota, Metazoa, Chordata, Actinopteri, Gonorynchiformes, Chanidae. Gene Ontology annotation, biological process: mitotic spindle organization. Gene Ontology annotation, cellular component: dynactin complex. The record is from RefSeq and is a predicted model, not a curated record. Gene Ontology annotation, molecular function: dynein complex binding.